GUUAGUUGCAAUGGUAUAAGCCACGGUACGGUUGUUUCACACUGGUCAAUUAAUUGGUCUUAAGUUAUUAUACGAUUGAACUUCUGAAACUAAUUUAUAAGUAAACAAAUAUGCCUAUCAUCGUAAAAACUCACAACGCUGGCAGUGGUGAGUGGGCCAUCAUCGAACUGCAAGGUGAUCUGGAGGUGCGUAGCAAUCAAAGCAUGAACGAUCAGUUUAUAGGUGAUCUGUACUACAACAAAUAUGGACAGCCCAUACUAAUAAUAGGUCAUCACAUAUUACAAGGACGCGAGCAGAAGCUGGAAAAACCGUUUGCAGUGCUGGAGAAAUCGAAAACUAACGAAGGACAUCAAUUACUCAAUACGACUGAUGCAAUGCUAGAAGCAAGCACCAUGAAUGUCACCGAAGGAGCCGAGCGAACACUGCUGGAUGAUACAGUAGCACUGGAGCACAAGAGUCGCCAGCGAACCGAAUACACCGUGCGGGCUAUUUGCUCGAAGAAACUAAUUUUUAAGUCCCGACCGAAACCAAUUAUAGCCAAUGUGGCAAAAACCGUUUAAUUGUUCGAUAUUUUUGAGUCACUUUGUAUUUAG
This is a messenger RNA of Drosophila hydei, 593 nucleotides long. Its product is annotated as chromosome transmission fidelity protein 8 homolog. NCBI's taxonomy places the organism in Eukaryota, Metazoa, Arthropoda, Insecta, Diptera, Drosophilidae. Bases 111 to 560 code for a protein of 149 amino acids. Gene Ontology annotation, biological process: mitotic sister chromatid cohesion. The transcript is spliced from 3 exons. The record is from RefSeq and is a predicted model, not a curated record. Gene Ontology annotation, cellular component: Ctf18 RFC-like complex.